CGGACGUUGUGAAUUGUCUCAAACGUCUCUAUUAUUCGUUCAGUUUCGUUCGACGUAUAUUUGUCGGAUUCUCAUCGCUACUACAAAAUGAGUGGUACUCCAAGAAUUAUGGUAUUUAGACCUACCAUCGAAGAAUUUAAAAACUUUCCUUCGUACAUUGAGUUCAUGGAAUCCUCCGGCGCUCAUUACGCUGGAUUAGCUAAGGUUAUUCCACCAAUCGGGUGGAAUCCAAGGAAGAACUCUUAUAAUGAUUACGAUAUUAUGAAUACAAUUAUUCCAGCCCCAAUUAAACAAGUAAUAAAAGGUGGAAGGGGAAUAUACAACUUAACAAGUUCGAAAAAGAGAUCAAUAUCAGUAUCCGAAUUUAAAACAUUGAUCGAAAACUCGAACAGUACAGCUUCUGACGCCUUUGACUACAAUGAAAUUGAAAAAAAAUAUUGGAAAAAUAUUAAUUUCGGUUCAGCAAUUUAUGGAGCUGAUGUGAUGGGAUCAAUUAUGGAUUCGGAUGUGGAUAGUUGGAAUUUAAGAAAACUAGAUACAAUACUGGACUAUUUAAAAAAAUAUUACAAUUUGACAGUUGAAGGAAUCAAUACCACUUAUCUUUAUUUUGGUAUGUGGAAAGCAACAUUUGCUUGGCAUACAGAAGACAUGGAUUUGUAUAGUAUAAACUAUUUACAUGACGGAUGUCCAAAAACAUGGUACGCAAUUCCUCCAAAAGCGGGACACCGUUUUCAAAGAGUAGUUAAAAACAUUUAUGGAGAAUCUACCUGCACAUCGUUUCUCAGACAUAAGAUGGUUGUCAUGUCACCAUCUAUAUUAAAAUCGCAUGACAUAUUGACGAACAAAAUUACUCAGGAGAGUGGUGAAUUCAUGAUAACAUUCCCGUUCUCCUAUCAUAUGGGAUUCAGUCAUGGUUUUAAUAUUGCGGAGUCUACUAAUUUCGCAAUGGAUAGAUGGGUGGAAUAUGGUAAAAGGGCUACUUUGUGCAGUUGUGGAGGGAGUAGAGUAGCAUUCAGUAUGGACACAUUUGUUAAAAGAUUCCAACCUAAAAAAUAUAAAUUGUGGUGUGAAGGAAAAGAUAUAGGUUUUCAUCCAGAAGAACCAAAACGUUUAUAUCCAGCUCCAGUGUUUUGAUAGUUUUUUAAACUUUUCUCAAAAGAAAAUGCAACAUUGAAUUGUGUCCACGAAGACUGGUUAUUGUUGAGAAACGGCAAUAGUCUUUAGUGUGUAUGAUAUGUAACUAUCUUGUUUUUUAUUGAUUAAUAAUUCCUA
This is a messenger RNA of Sipha flava (yellow sugarcane aphid), 1272 nucleotides long. Its product is annotated as probable lysine-specific demethylase 4B. Gene Ontology annotation, cellular component: nucleus. The coding region runs from base 88 to 1134 and encodes 348 amino acids. The record is from RefSeq and is a predicted model, not a curated record. NCBI's taxonomy places the organism in Eukaryota, Metazoa, Arthropoda, Insecta, Hemiptera, Aphididae. The transcript has 7 exons. Gene Ontology annotation, molecular function: histone H3K36 demethylase activity; histone H3K9 demethylase activity. Gene Ontology annotation, biological process: chromatin remodeling.